Messenger RNA from Symbiodinium necroappetens, 2055 nucleotides. The record is from the annotation of a GenBank genome assembly. NCBI's taxonomy places the organism in Eukaryota, Dinophyceae, Suessiales, Symbiodiniaceae.
AUGAAGCAGGUUGUUUCUGUCAAGCUGCCACCGCCCGGACAAGGUCUGGCACCCGUCAAUGGCAGCACCGCAGGUUCGGGCCGUUCUCGACCCGCAGAACGCCCGACAUCUGAAAUGGUGGCUCUUGAUGCGGCCGACUCCCCGAUCCGAAGACCGGAGGGAGAUGGAUCGAAACUACCGAGCUCGGAAUCAGCGGCUGCAGAGGUAACAGAACCUGGCCCGGCACUGGAAACCAGUGGCCGAGAGUCGGAUAAACCGUUUGAAGGUAUGGGAUCUUCUACCCCGGCCAAGCCUGACGGUGCUGAACAUCAGCUUACCGCCGAGUCAGGGAGUGCCACGGCAGAGGCCGCCGCAGAUGGCUCGAAACCGCAACCGCCGCCGAGAGACCCGCGCGCCAAGGGGGGUGCCGUGCGACAGACACCUCGCGGCCACAAAAAGGAGCAGAGAGAACAGAAAGAAGCAAAGACGGGCGAUUCCAAGGACACGCAGAGCAGGCCUGCCAAGCAGCCCCUCUCUUCGCGUGAACCACGGGACCGCGACCGACGGCGCUCUGCGCCAAUACCGCGGGCGCCCAGGGCAAACUCAGAGCCACCCAAAACAGCUCAGAGCGAUGGAGCAGUUCGGACUCCAAGCUCAAUCGAUCCACGAUUGGUACGCUUGAUUUCGGAGAUCGAGAACCACUUCGAGCAGUUUGAUAGCAAGCCUCCUGCAGAUGCAAUGGGCUGGUUGAAGGAGACUGCUCAGCUAGAACUCUUCGAAGAAGAACUUCGUUGGAUGCUCAAGCAGCACGAGAAGGACGAGGGCGACAAGCCAAGCGCUGAUCACAGCCCAGCGAGCGAGGCUAAGGCAGAGCCAGCCGAACGCAUCCAUGUGGAGGAUGUCCCCUCAGAGCCGGCGCCACGCGCCGAGAAAGACCUGAACUCGGCGCUGCUACACCUGCGCAGCUGCGAGCGGGAGCAUGCUCAUUUGAUGCAGCUGUUGGGUUAUGAAGAUGCGGUCUUCCGCGAGGAGCGCCUCAUGGAGAUUCGCGAGCUCGAGGAAGAAGUUGAGCAAGAGCAGCGUAAAGUCAAGCAUAUGGAUGCCGAAAACCGGCGGCGAGAGCGCGCGCUGGCCCGUGCCGCAGCGCUCGCAGCCAGCUCGAUGAACCCGGAGAGCGACGGGAACGGCCGCGCACUGCGGCAGACAGAGCAGUGGGAAUCCGAAAGUGCCGUCUGGCAGGUGAAGAACGAAAAUCUGCAGAAACAAGUCCUGCAGCUGAAUAUCUACAUGAAGCAAGACUUGGACAAGCAAGACCAGCUGGAGCAAAAGCUGCAGGCUCUGCGGGAGAAGCUGGAGAGUGAGGAGGCGAAGCAGUGGAUCGAGGAGCAGCGGCAGCGAGAAGAAGAACGCUGGAAUGCAGAGCAAGUGCUUUCUGCAGAAGUCAAAGCUCUCCAGGACCGGCGCGUGUCGGAUGUACAAGCCACCAAGAAAGCGCAUACGGAGAUGCAGCGACAGCUCGUGGAUCUGAGAAAGCAGCAAGCGACCCUGGAGCCCCGACUAGCCCACUUGGAUGGUUUGGAGAAGCAGCUGCGGCGCCAGUGGAAGCAGCUGGCACGGCAGCGUCGGAGGGAAGCUGACAACGCUGUGGUACCUGCAGGGGGGAGCGAAGAGCUGCCGAGCAGUGUGCUGGAGACUCAAAGCCUGAGUCCAAGCUUCGGGCUAGUAGCAGAGACAUUGGCACAGCAUGUGCUGACAACAAGACCAGCUCCAGAAGCGAGCGUUCACUCAGCAGAUGCGACUGUUGAGUCAGACAACAGCAACACGGAGACACAGAAGCCAAGUCCACCAGAUCCUCCAAAGGAGGAGCAUGUGGAGGAGACUGGCAGCUCACCAGAGAUAGGCAUUUCUUUGGAUGUCGAUGCGGAGCAGAUGGGACCUCCUGCCCAGACUCGGGAUAUGGAGCCCGGACUAGUAAGCGUCCGGCAGCAGUCUGAGCCCGAUGGUCGAGGUUCACAAGGCUACCUGGUGAGGCUCCUACAGAAGAUCAUCAACAACAUUCAUGUGGUCCUGCGCUGA